AUGCACUUCUGUCCAUCAUGCGGCAACAUUCUGCUCAUAGAGCCUGAUUCGGAUGGCAUGCGCUUCUUUUGCCAGACAUGCCCAUAUUUGUUUCAGAUUAAUGAUAAAAUAGAAAAAAAGGUGCCAUUACAGCGUAAACAGGUAGAUGAUGUGCUUGGCGGUGAUGAAGCCUGGGAGAACGUUGAUCAGACUGAGACACGCUGCCCACAUUGCGAGUUCAACAAGGCGUACUUUAUGCAGAUUCAGAUUCGGUCAGCUGAUGAACCAUCGACGACUUUUUAUAAGUGUGUGCAGUGUAAAAAACAGUGGAACGAUUAA
Messenger RNA from Plasmopara halstedii, 318 nucleotides. Its product is annotated as transcription factor s. Gene Ontology annotation, biological process: DNA-templated transcription; termination of RNA polymerase III transcription. Gene Ontology annotation, cellular component: RNA polymerase III complex. Gene Ontology annotation, molecular function: zinc ion binding; nucleic acid binding; DNA-directed RNA polymerase activity. The coding region runs from base 1 to 318 and encodes 105 amino acids. Lineage: Eukaryota; Oomycota; Peronosporomycetes; Peronosporales; Peronosporaceae. The record is from RefSeq and is a predicted model, not a curated record. The transcript is spliced from 3 exons.